Molecule: messenger RNA, 1521 nt
Organism: Filobasidium floriforme
Lineage: Eukaryota; Fungi; Basidiomycota; Tremellomycetes; Filobasidiales; Filobasidiaceae
Exons: 3
Coding region: 235-1143 (302 amino acids)
Source: RefSeq, a predicted model, not a curated record
CUCCCUCCACCCUCAGCUUCGACCAUCUCCAAUUCCAACAAUCCUGGUUCUUUGACACCUCCACUCGCCCGCAACGUUCUUAUCCCACCCCUUCCCCAACCGUCGAACUUGAUCGGCCGCCCGCUCAUAGGUACCUGUCCUUCAACGAACACCUCUCUCUACUGGUUUGAAACCAUCCCCUCCGAUCCGAUUAUCAGGGGCAACAUCAUUCCCAUCUUGGGUUCGUACCUCUUGAUGCCAGACUCGGCUUCCAUGGAUUCGGAAGCAGCAGACAUCCUAAACAAGAACGCACAAGAGCUGAAGAGGCUCAUCCGAGCGUGCGAUGGACGGACGGUUGAGCGGGUGACGGCGGAAUGGGCUUGGUGCAUGUCGAGGCUCGUCUCCAACGAGCAACCAUGCCUGGCUUUGCAUCAGGCAUCGCCCAUCGAUGCGGUCCCAGCCGGCAUACCUCUCAAACCAGCAUUCGCCUCGUCCUUCUUUCACUCGUGGCACCGAUACUGCAAGACCUGGGAUGUGCGCUUGCUUGUCCUAUGCACCGCUAGAAACAAUCAAAACGAGGUCGUCUGGGAACGACGUAGGGUUGUUCACGAGGACGAGAUGGUCUUUCACAGUCACGAGGCCUUGAUACACGCCCCUAUGCUGCAGGAUAUAUUUGGUGAUUCUCUUGCGGACGGACGCGCCGAUUUGGAAGGCUAUCGGUACGUCUCCACCCCGGGCGCUCUGUGGGAGAUUCCGGUAGACAUGCCGAGGUUGCUGCAAUUGACGUCAGGUCGACUCGCCUGCUUCGUCUCGGAUGACACGGUGACCUCGCUCGCCAUCCUCUCUUCCGGGCACAGCUUGAUCCUCCGACCCGGUGUCAAGUUGACCGUCUACUCGAUCGAGCCCAGCAUCAUGCAAUUCCGUGGCUUUCUGGACUACCGCUCCAUCCGACUCGUCAACCCCUCAUCCCCACGUAUCAUCCAGGUGGUAACUUGCUACAUGGGGAUGGCCUUGGAAGAAGGCACCUGGGACCCUACGGACAUCGAGAAAGUCCUCGCCGGUUUCAAACAUACCGAGGCCGAGGACGAAUUGGUUUCGAGUCUCCGUCAAAUGGCCAGAUUUGCGUUGGAUGACAAGGUGCUCGCACGGCCCGCACGAGGAUAGUGCAAUUCCCGAGCCUCGGUCCUGAAGACGCAGGCCUAGACACACAACAAUCGAGACAGUGUGAUACGCACGGACGCAACGACCGAUAAAACGCCUUAUAGUAACGAGGGAGAACAGAAUAUGCUCAAGGACGAAUCGAUAAAAUAACAGCAAGGCGGACCUAUGGCGGUGGUCGGCCAACCACACCGAUCGCCUUGCGUCAAAAGACCUGAACACUCGGCAAACGAGAUGCGGGCAGGAACAGCGGGACGGGAUUGACGAUAUAUACGAUGAUUCGAUUAUGACGACCGGGCUUUUGACGAUGUUAUUUUUUUAUGACGGCUUGUAACGAUGGUUCUGUAACGACCCUGUUUAGUAUACGAAUCGACAUUUCUCCUG